Cicer arietinum (chickpea) is the source of this 2539-nucleotide messenger RNA. Its product is annotated as acyl-CoA-binding domain-containing protein 4. Gene Ontology annotation, biological process: lipid transport. The record is from RefSeq and is a predicted model, not a curated record. Gene Ontology annotation, cellular component: cytosol. NCBI's taxonomy places the organism in Eukaryota, Viridiplantae, Streptophyta, Magnoliopsida, Fabales, Fabaceae. Gene Ontology annotation, molecular function: fatty-acyl-CoA binding; protein binding.
GGGGAAAUAUUUCAAAAUUUUAGCCAAUAAUAUGGAUCUGCGAAUAGUGCAGUAUCACAAAAACACAAAACUUAAAGUUGCCAUAUAACAUAAGAAAAUAGCAUCUCCAAUCACAAUUUAGUAGUAAUUUACAUACUCAAUUUAUUUUGUUCCCAAUUCAUCCAUAUAUGUAAUUAUUUAUGUACAAAUAAUCAGAUCCCAAGUUUAAAGAGUUUGAAUUAAACUGAAUAAUUAGUGGAUCUGAUCUGAAUAAUCAAUCAUCAGCAGAAAUGGCGAUGGCGAGAGCAAGUUCUGGUUUGCAAUAUCCAAAGCGGUUCUACGCUGCGGCCUCUUACGUCGGUUUCGAUGGAUCCAAUUCUCCCACAAAAACUCUCACUUCCAAGUUCCCUAAAUCUACAGCUCUUCUUCUCUACAGUUUAUACCAACAGGCUAGUGUAGGACCUUGUAACAUCCCAGAACCCAGUACAUGGAAAAUUGUGGAACAUAGCAAAUGGGCCAGUUGGAACCAGCUUGGAAACAUGUCUUCCACGGAAGCGAUGCGUCUUUUUGUGAAAAUAUUGGAGGAAGAAGAUCCCGGUUGGUAUUCCAGAGCAUCUAACUCUGUUGCAGAGCCUGUAAUUGACGUUCAAAUGAAUUAUAAUUCCAAAGUUGAACCAGUAAUUGAGAAUGGGAACACUUACCCAGAGACUAAAACUAUUUCCUAUGAAAAUGGAAGGCAAGUUGAAACGCAGGAUAAAGAUGUUGUUGUGGACGGCUUUGGUUCAGUUGAAGUCUAUGAUCAAUGGAUUGCACCUCCAGUAUCUGGUCAACGCCCAAAAGCCCGAUAUGAGCAUGGAGCUGCAGUUGUGCAAGAUAAAUUGUACAUAUAUGGUGGAAAUCACAAUGGUCGUUACCUUAGUGAUCUUCAUGUUUUGGAUUUGAGAAGUUGGACUUGGUCAAAGGUCGAGGCUAAGGCUGGAGAUGAGUCCCCUACAACUUUGAACCCUUGUGCUGGCCAUUCUUUGAUUGCAUGGGGAAAUAAGCUCCUGUCAAUUGCUGGUCACACAAAAGAUCCUUCCGAAAGUAUCCAAGCAAAAGAGUUUGAUCUACAAACAGCAACAUGGUCAACUCUAAAGACUUAUGGGAAAGCUCCGAUAUCACGAGGAGGCCAAUCAGUGACCCUUGUUGGGAAUAGCUUAGUAAUUUUUGGUGGGCAAGAUGCAAAGAGGACUCUAUUGAAUGACCUGCAUAUUCUUGACUUGGAAACUAUGACAUGGGAUGAAAUUGAUGCUGUCAGUGGAGCGCCUCCUUCCCCAAGGUCUGAUCAUAGUGCUGCUGUACAUGUGGAGCGAUACUUACUCAUCUUUGGAGGGGGUUCACAUGCAACUUGCUACAAUGAUUUACAUGUUCUCGAUUUGCAAACCAUGGAAUGGUCUCGCCCCACACAACAAGGUGAGAUACCAACUCCACGUGCAGGACAUGCUGGUGUGACAGUAGGCGAGAGCUGGUUCAUUGUUGGUGGCGGCGACAACAAGAGCGGGGCUUCCGAGACGGUUGUACUGAAUAUGUCUACUCUGGCUUGGUCAGUGGUAACAUCUGUGCAAGGACGUGUUUCUGUUGCUAGUGAGAGCUUGAGUUUGGUUGUAAGCUCCUAUGAUGGUGAAGAUGUGCUUGUAUCUUUCGGAGGGUACAAUGGACGGUACAACAAUGAAGUCUAUGUUCUUAAACCAAGCCAUAAAUCGACCUUGCAAUCCAAAAUAAUUGAAAAUUCUAUACCCGACAGUGUUGAUGCUGCCCCAAAUGCAACAAAUGCAACAAAUGCUACCCGAGAUUUGGAGUCUGAAUUUGGAGCAGGCCACGAAGGGAAAGUUUGGGAAAUUUCUGUGGACAACGCUGAACCAACAAAAUCCAAAGGUGAUCUCCUAUCAGUCCUGAAGGCUGAGAAAGAAGAGUUGGAAUCAUCGCUCAGUAAGGAGAAGCUGCAUACUCUACAACUAAAGCAAGAGUUGGCUGAUGCUGAGUCUAGUAACUCUGACCUUUACAAGGAGCUCCAAUCAAUACGUGGUCAGCUUGCUGCUGAGCAGUCAAGGUGUUUCAAACUUGAGGUGGAGGUUGCUGAAUUAGGUCAGAAGCUCCAAACCUUUGGGACAUUACAGAAGGAGCUUGAACUCCUCCAGCGGCAAAAAGCUGCAUCAGAGCAAGCUGCCUUAAAUGCAAGACAGAGGCAGGGUUCAGGCAGUGUGUGGGGUUGGCUUGCCGGUACCCCCCCUAACCCAAAUGCAGAUGACGAGUGAACCUUGGUCUAACUAGAUAGCAAUGCUUCAUUUGGUUUCAUUUUGCCAAUCUUAUUCUCAAUACUUACUUGUGUAUUAAAUUAAUUCGGUUCUUUUAGUGAUGUAAAUAAUAAGAUUUAGCUUCUAUUUGGGCAGGAAGGUUUUCCAUACAUGAGGAUGAUAGUAUGAUAUAGUGAAAGGUUAUUUUUGCCACCAUUUUUGCUGAUGACUGUAUUCAAAGUGAAUAAUACAUUAUUUAAUGAAAAUAUAGAAAUUCAUUUUUGUGA